CUUCCUAUACUUCAUAUAUUUCAAUGUUAAUAUUUUACGUGAUUUGAAUUGUGAAACCAUUUACUAUUUAUUUUUCGUGAAUUAUUCGUUUGUCUUUUCCUAUUCGUUCAAUCGCUACUAAAUAAUAUAAAUAUGACUUGUUGCAUAGCUGUUAGUGAAACUGCUGUAGUUGUGACUUGUAUAAGCGUUGACCGGUGUUUCGUAUAUUCGUUAGACAGUGGAAAUGUGAUCAAUCUUACUGAAAGCCUGGGUGAAUCGUACAAUAACAUGCCGAUCAACGAUCGUGACUUACAAAAAACAUGUGCAGCUUUUUCAGACGAUGGUAAAUUGUUCGCGUAUAACACAAACAAAGGUAAACUUCUGAGCAUCUGGAACACCGCAGACUGGUCAUUGGUCGAAAACAAAACACUGGCAAAACAUGCGACGAAUAUAGUUUUCACACCCAAAACUAAUGUUAUUGUCGUCGGCGAUAAAAAAGGUGAUGUCUAUGCAUUUGAUAAAUUUCCCGUCUGCGUUCUCGGGCAUUCUUCUAUGAUUCUCGACAUUAGUUUUACUAGCGAUGAAAAGUAUAUCGGUACUUGUGACAGUGAUGAAAAAGUGCGCAUAUCACAUUACCCAAAUGGCAAAAAUAUUUUAUACUACAUGAUGGGACAUGAAGCGUACGUCAGUGGAAUUUGCAUAAUGAAUAAUUUAAUUCUAUCUGGCUCUGGUGACCAAACAUUGCGUUUGUGGAAUGUUCAAGAUGGCUAUCUCCAAGAUAAAUUAUCUCUUCAUACUCCUAUCCAAAGCCUAGUUCGCAUUGAAGAUAUUUUUGCAGCUCAGCUAUACGACUCCAAAGAAGUGCAUUUCAUUAAAAUUGAGGAAAAUGGAAGCAAACAAAGACUUAAAGAUAUUAAAACAAUUACAUUUAAAGAAAAUGUUGCAAGUUUAGGUGCAUUUAGUAAUCAGUUAUGGGUUAUUGCUGGUAUUUCGGUUCAUGAAUUUACAGUCGAUUCAAGAAAUGAAAUUAUUGUAGAAAAUGAAAAUCCUAAAAGGACCUUAAUAUUAAACGGUUUAGUGAAAUCUUUUGUUUGUUUGGAAAACACUAAUUUAAUGAUUUUUCUCCAUAAGAAGAUGAUCGAAAAACAAAUAAGAACUAAAAUAUGUUCAAAUUAUAGUAUGCCAGCUUUAAAUAGUUCAAAAAGAAUUAAACUACAUAAUAAUAGUAUUUGUUGAUCCAAUGAGACUGUUGUUAAGAUUAUAAUUUGUUUUUUAAACUGUUUUAAUCAAAUAAUAUGUUUUAACCAUAUU
This is a messenger RNA of Sipha flava (yellow sugarcane aphid), 1290 nucleotides long. It is a transcript of the gene wuho, whose product is annotated as tRNA (guanine-N(7)-)-methyltransferase non-catalytic subunit wuho. Gene Ontology annotation, biological process: RNA (guanine-N7)-methylation. The record is from RefSeq and is a predicted model, not a curated record. Lineage: Eukaryota; Metazoa; Arthropoda; Insecta; Hemiptera; Aphididae. The transcript has a single exon. Gene Ontology annotation, molecular function: tRNA (guanine(46)-N7)-methyltransferase activity; protein binding. Gene Ontology annotation, cellular component: cytosol; nucleus; tRNA methyltransferase complex. The coding region runs from base 133 to 1215 and encodes 360 amino acids.